Molecule: messenger RNA, 399 nt
Organism: Nicotiana attenuata
Lineage: Eukaryota; Viridiplantae; Streptophyta; Magnoliopsida; Solanales; Solanaceae
Product: eukaryotic peptide chain release factor subunit 1-3-like
Exons: 1
Coding region: 1-399 (132 amino acids)
Biological process (GO): cytoplasmic translational termination
Cellular component (GO): translation release factor complex; cytosol
Molecular function (GO): translation release factor activity, codon specific; sequence-specific mRNA binding
Source: RefSeq, a predicted model, not a curated record
AUGCAAGUUCUAGACACGGGCGCUAUUGAAACCAUUAUUGUGUGGGAAAAUCUCGACGUUACUAGGUAUGUUUUGAAAAAUAGCAGUACUGGAGAAACAAUAAUCAAACACUUGAAUAAGGAGCAAGAUGCAGACGAGAGUAACUUUCGCGAACCUACUACAAAUGGGGAGUUAGAGAUUAUGGAUAAAAUGCUUUUACUUGAGUGGUUAGCUAAUGAGUACAGGAAAUUUGGUUGUAGUUUGGAAUUUGUUACAAAUAAAUCACAAGAAGGAUCUCAGUUCUGUCGUGGUUUUGGUGGCAUUGGCGCUAUUCUUCGUUACAAGCUUGAUGUUCGAGCUUUUGAUGAUGUUUCUGACGACGGUGAAGUUUAUGAAGAAGUUUAUGUUGAUUCUGAAUAG